UUCCAAUAAUUGCGAUUCCCUUCUCUUCAUUGUCUGUACACCAAUUGUUGUGCCCGCCUCACUCGAACUCGAUGAAUACAACAGUCCUCAUCCCCAAUUUUAUGAGUUUCCUCGACGCUCUUUACGCCGCCUUGUCUUGUUAUCUAGUUUCUAUCGGUUCAUUGUAAUUGGUUCUUUUCAUUCAAUAGUCCAUGAGCAUAAGUAUUAGUAUUUUUAAAGCUGCUACCGUGAUAUUCCUAAUUUCUUAUACUUUUGUUUCGUAUUUCAACAACAUUUUCAUCAUUUCCAUUUCCUGAGACAAAAAGAUGCGUCUAGUUAUUCAGCGUGUUCGAUCGGCAUCUGUCGAGACUCCUGACAAGGGCAUUGUGGGUCAGAUCGGCGCAGGCCUUGUAGUGCUUGUUGGGAUAUGUCAAACCGACACGAAGGAGGACAUGGAAUUUUGUGCUAGAAGAUUACUGCGUAUGAAGCUAUUUCCAAAGAACGGGCAGAAUUUGAGCUUUACCGAAUGGGGCGAACAGCCAGGGAACGCCCAGUGGGCACAAACGGUGACAGAAAGCAACUUUGGACUCUUGAUUGUCUCGCAAUUCACUCUACACGCAAAGUUCAAGAAGCCGAAGCCUGAUUUCCAUUGCAGUAUGGCGCCGCAGCCGGCUAAAGAAUUAUGUUUGAAAAGAAGCAAAUGCAAAUGUCACUGGUUGAGAUGCAGAAUGAAUUGCUCAUUCUAUGAUUCUUCUGAUAGUCGCAUUUCACUUUUACAAGUAUAUAAGCAGAACAAGGAGUUCAACCCAGCCCUGAAUCUUCUAGUGCAUACAACUCUUUCUCUAUGUUGGUUAGAAAAUCCGUGCCCUCUUUCAUGCAACAUGUACGAGCAAUUUAUUGAGGAGAUCCGCAGAGCACAUUGUGCACCUCCGCCUCAAGCUGGUGGUGGAAAGAAGAAGGGAGCGGCACCUGCAGCAUCGACGGACGAUGCAGAGCAGAAGGGUCCAGUUUUGGCAACUGGAGAAUUCGGCGCGAUGAUGAAUGUGAAACUGGAAAACGACGGACCGGUGACGAUGAUAGUGGAUUCAGACCUGGAGAUGGGAGGAGGGAGCGCAAGUGGUGCCACUGCACAGGAAGCAAAGGCGUCAGCCUAA
Amoebophrya sp. A25 is the source of this 1133-nucleotide messenger RNA. Lineage: Eukaryota; Dinophyceae; Syndiniales; Amoebophryaceae. The record is from the annotation of a GenBank genome assembly.